Messenger RNA from Paramuricea clavata, 3980 nucleotides. The record is from the annotation of a GenBank genome assembly. Lineage: Eukaryota; Metazoa; Cnidaria; Anthozoa; Malacalcyonacea; Plexauridae.
AUGGAGAUUUGCUGUUCCCUUAAGGCCACUGUUGGCGGAUUCUGUGGCUUUGAUCGUAAAGACCGUACACAUGCCACUCAGGUGAUACCUAUACUUUCAUGUAAAAAGGACAUCAGUAGUCACCUACGAUGUUGUAAGUUUUCUGGCCCUCAAAAUGAAGUGGAGUUAAUACUGUCUCGUGCUGGUAUGUUUAAAACACCACAUAACAUAGAAGAGAUUACUAUUUGUCCAAACCAUCGUUCUAUGCUUGGUGUUGGGUGGAGUCGGGGCUCCAAUACGAGAUGUAGAAUACCAAAAGAGGUAUCUCGACACAAAGGAAAGCUACCCAGGGCAGACAGAGGUGUCGGUAAACGCAUAUCUGAAAUACUUUUAAAUGCCAGCGGGAAACUUAUCCAAGUUGGCUCUGGUGAGUAUCCGCAAAAGUCAUAUAUUCAGUGAUCUGAAUUUUGAAACAUAACCAACACUGAGCACAAAUAUGCUGUACUUUUCAUUUUAGGAAUGUGCACUAAUUACGAAAAGAAGUUGAAUCGGGAGCUAAAUGAGGAUGUAUCACAUGUCGUAAUGGAUUUUGAAAAUCUUCACAUUGUGAGUGUGCUAGCUGAUUGACACACGCUGCAUGGGAGCUGUAGAACACAAGAAAAGCAAGCGUAGGCCUAAAAAAAUACCUGUGGUUCCGGUUCCCGACCGACCCUAUUUUUUCUGCCGACCCUAUUAGUUUUUCAACGCAAUUAGCCUUUCUCACGCCGCCAUUUUUCGGUGGCUUUUCAGCCGAAGUCUGCGAGAUAAGUCCACAAAACAGCGACUUUUUAUAGUUUUUUGGACGAGUGAUGGUAAAUUUGCUCGGUAAAUGGUUAGUUUAUUUUAAAAAAUUGCUUUUCACAUUGUUUUAAUUGUCUGCAUUGGUUAAGGAAAUUAGAUGCCACCCAAAAAUGGCGGAUAUUCGUCAGCGUGAGAAAGGCUAAUUGACCGUGCGACCUAUUUUCUUUGGGUGUAUGCCGGCUGCUGCCAAAAUGGCGUCUGUACGUUGUCACACUAAUUGUUGAAAAAACCAUGAAAAAAAUAUUGAAAAAAAAUUAUUUCCGACCUACCGACCCUAAUUUUUUUGCGAUAUGAAACUGGAACCACAGGUAUUUUUUUAGGCCUUAGUGAUUCUCUUGCUUUAUGAGUGCUAUUCAGCUCCAAAAGUAUUUUUAUAAGUAUUUUUGAACAACUGUGCGUGAGCAUGUCUUUAUUCACUUACACAAACACGGUAAUCUUCCAGUAUAUCAGCCGAUUAGAUAAUCAGCCGUGCGGUUUAUUAUUUGUAAUAGUUGAUGAGUGUGCACGCUUGAUUUCAAAUAUUUAUUCCAUGGGCUACCUUGAAAGGGUAAUGUGAUCAGAUGUUAGUCGUUGUUGAAACUAGAUCUGUUCUAUUUAUAGAUGGAUAAAGAAGCAAAGAUUAAGACACAAUUAAAUGCACACAUCACUAAAUUACAAGUGGAUACACCUGUCUCCAUUUAUCAACCGUCAGAAGCGCUAUCUAUAUCCUUCACAGAGGAAGAAGAAAAAUUCUGCGAGACUACUGCAAGAGACCACCUAAAUGCAUUUUUAGCUUCACGAGACGUAAGCCCAAUCCUUGGUGACGUCAUGGGAUUCAGCGUCAGAGAGAACAAAACGUCUACACACUAGAAAGGCAAGACAAGUUGUCGACGCAUGCCUUGAAGAAAUUGCUCCUCGCGACCACCAACAUCUUCUAGAUAUAGUAGUAAAUGACCACAGAGCUUGCAACAAUGUCGAUUCCACCCUAUUGGAAGCACUUACUUAAUGCUACAACAAUGCCAGUCAUUGGAGUACGCGCAGACAGAUUCUGUCGAUCAUUGCAGAUAAGGUAUCGUACAAAGAUCUACAAAAAUGUAUACCAGACAUAUCCAGAUAUCGUUAUAAUAUUGCCAGACAUCAUCGUCUUUUGCAUGGUAGAGGUUCAGUUGUUCCUGUCCAUUCAUCUGCCCGGAUACAUGUUCUACCGGAAAAACUUGACCACUUCCUGUCUUUCAUUACAAGUGCGCAUAUCGUUCAAGAUUUACCCUUUGGAGAGAAGUCCCUUAAACUGUCCUCAAACGUUCAAGUAAAAGUACCAAAUAUCAGAACAAUGAUUCCUGCCCAAAUUGUGAAACAGUACUAAAGUCAUUGCAACGAGUCUGGCUUUUCUCCAAUGAGUACAAGUACCUUAUGCCGUAUAUUGAAUGUGUGUUUAGCGUCCGUACGAAAAUCGCUACAGGGUCUCGACAACUUUUCUGCAGAAGGAGCUAAAGCGUUUGAAGAACUGCAAGAGAUCAUUGAGAAGCUAGGAGAUGAAUGUGGGAAAGGACUCACGUGGGCAAAGAAGCAGAAUGAGAAGUUGAAAAAGGCAAAAGAUAUCUAAAAACUGAUUACAAGGUAAUGUACCCUUCACACUAAGAUCUUGUCAUAUUCGAUACUUUUUUCGGCAACUCUCCUACUUUCGGAAUUCCCUGAGGGUGGAGAAUUUGGUUUGCAUCACUUAAUAAUGAUUUCGAACAAAGCACGGAGGUAUUUAAUAAUCAUUAAUCGGAACUACUGUUUGGUUUUUAAUGACAGGGAUAAUAGAUAGAAUAAUAUUGGACACUUUAUGUAGUAAGGGUAACAUUAAACAGCUACAAGUUAGACGAUAAACUACGAGAACAAUAAACAUUUUAUUUCUUAUAAAUUAUAUAUGCUUUACCCCACCCCCAACCUCCACCCCCCACACACACACGACGGAUCGGUUCACUUCAUACUGUACCUGAUCACUGUAAGAAUUUCUCAGUACCUGAUCACUGUAAGAAGUACGUUCUGAGCUGUCCCGGCGACAAAGACUACAUUUCCCAAUGUGAUCAUGACCAUAAAGAACAGUGUGACCGUUGUAAUAUAUUCCCCAAUGUGGUCACUGAGGUAAUAAUAGCAAUUUUGUAAAUAUUAUUAGGUAAUUUGAGUUUUAGUGUUUGUCAAGGUUGUGGACAAUUUAUCUGUAAUUAUGAAUCCAACCUUAAGGUAGGAAUGAAAAUGAUGAUGGUGGUCAUGGUGAUCAGAUGAUCACGAUAAUCAUGAUGCUAAUGACAUGUUCUUGAAUGUUUAUAUGAAUAGGUGAGUUCAGUGUUAGAAAGCUUGAGGAUGGAGCUGAAAAAGACCAAAUAAAGUAUCAAUUCGAGCAAUCAAAGAACAAAAUCGGCGCAUGGAAAGCUCAUAUUCUCCGCUCCAUUAAUCAAGGCCAAGCAAGGUUAGAUAUCUUAAAAAAUCUUGGUACACUCUCUGCACUUUUGGUUCUCGAUUGGGCCAUGAAGUUUCUGCCCAGAAAGUUCCGCGAGGCACAGAGUGAUUGGUUUGGAAAACGUGGUAUCAGCUGGCUCAUAACAGUGGAUAUGCGAAGAAGCGAGGAGGGAAAUUUGGAAAUGGUUACUUUUGUACAUCUAUUUGAAAAGUGCACCCAGGUCAGCAGCACAGUGUUAGCCAUCAUUGACGAUGUUUUCCAUCAAAUAAAGUCGAUUGCUCCAGAAAUAACAACCCUCUUUCUCAGACAAGAUAACACCGGGUGUUACCACUCCGCUGAAGUACUGCUCUCUGUCAACCAAAUCGCUACCAAGCACAACAUGAAGCUAUCCAUGGAUUUCUCUGACCCACAGGGAGGAAAAGGGUCUUGCGACCGCAAAGCGGCUACAAUUAAAACCAAUGAUGAAGUGCCUUUUCCUGUAAAAUGGGAAGGGAUCAGCUUCCUUAACAACAUGAAAUUCAGCAAAGAAGGGAUCAGAGUAUGGAGACCCUAUGGUAUUGGACCUGGCAAACUUAAGUUAUGGGACGAUUUUAGCGUGCCCAAAGAUUAUCUUCCACCAACACUCAAAGAUCCACAUGAAGUGAGCGCCCAUAUCGCUUCAGUUUCAUUUACUAACAUCAUGACAAGACGACAAUCCAAAGAAACCACCGUGCCUGAACAGUUGGACUCUGCAUGA